Plasmodium cynomolgi strain B is the source of this 990-nucleotide messenger RNA. RefSeq lists its product as hypothetical. The record is from RefSeq and is a predicted model, not a curated record. The transcript is spliced from 2 exons. Lineage: Eukaryota; Apicomplexa; Aconoidasida; Haemosporida; Plasmodiidae. Bases 1 to 990 code for a protein of 329 amino acids.
AUGGUUUUGAAUAAGUUGUACCUGCUCAGCAUCCUGAUGCUGUUUUACGUUACCACCCUAUGUUUACACAUAAAACUACCAAAUGAGGAUGAGGACUACUUGGGCAAAUUAAUUAACAUUUCGAAGAAAAUAACACAAUAUGCACGAAACAAUAAGGUGAAAAUUGCCAAAGUUUUAGCAACAUCGGCCCUUUCAGCCUACUCACUUAGUUGGGUAUACCAGUCUGGUGUCACAUUGCAAAGUGACCCACACUACUCCCUGUUCGUUCCCUCCAACAGCUACAUAAACAGUGCCAUUAAAAGGAUUAAAAAAAAUUAUCAAGUGAAAAAGUAUACAUUUAAAGAGAACAAAAUUUUCGAAAGGAAUUUCCACCAUGGUUAUGGCAAUUCAGAAAUGGGACGAAUAUAUGCUGUGAACAAUUUGGUUAAUUUUUUAAAUUUUUUACCCUACAAGUGGAGAAAAAAAUGUACAUACAACUUUUGUAAAUAUAAAGAAUUUGAAAAUGUGGAAAACCUUUUUGACUACAUCAAAAUAGGGAAGCAUGAAGGACCCAUUUUGCUGUUCCAGGGGAAAUUAAAAAAAAAGUUCUGGAUACAUUUGCCACUAAAGUAUGAAAUUGUGAAAGGGGGGGAAGGCUCUCUUUGCACACUUACUUUUACUCCGUUACACAAAUAUUACUCUGAUUAUAUUGUCGAGAUAAAACUGGUGAAGGAGAAGGAAACGAAUAACGUAACUUUUAUCACCUCUGUUAAGUCCGCCAACAAAAAUGAUGAGAAGGGAAACUCCUUCUACAUAAGUGUGGUUAAAAAUAUUGCCAUGUUUUUAACAUAUGACAUCUUUGAAGGAAUAAAUAACAACAUCCAUGUGGUGCACAGAAGGAAUGCAAAUUGUGGGAAAACGAUGUUUACCAGAUCGAAUGUCACUUUAAAAAGGAAAAAAAAAAAAUCUUCAGUUCGUCCUCUCGCCAGUCAUCACCCCGUGGAGUUAUAA